CUGGGAUUGAGAACAAAAGAGCACACACAGGACAAUAGAAAAAUCUGAAAAACAAGUGGUUCUCCUCUUCUGGACUUUGAGGUUAUAAGGAGGCUGACUAAAAACUUGAGUUUACAUUAAUGUCUUCAGAUGGCCCGUACUUUGGAACCACUAGCAAAGAAGAUCUUUAAAGGAGUUUUGGUAGCCGAACUUGUAGGCGUUUUUGGAGCAUAUUUUUUGUUUAGCAAGAUGCACACAAGCCAAGAUUUCAGGCAAACAAUGAGCAAGAAAUAUCCCUUCAUCUUGGAAGUUUAUUACAAAUCCACUGAGAAGUCUGGAAUGUAUGGAAUCAGAGAGCUAGAUCAAAAAACAUGGUUGAAUAGCAAAAAUUAGAUCCAGUCAUCACGUUCAGCCUCCCAUCUAAGCUGUUUGAGACCUUUGAGAGAAGAAGAAAAGAUGAGUGUACUACCACACUGUAGACUCUUGGUGGUCCCACAGAACAUGCUGCUGAGUCACAGGAACUUCUAGCCUGCCUUGGCCUGCGGUUUCCCACCCACUAUACAAACCCACUGCUUGCUUGUUGCUUUUCUUCUCAUAUUUAUUGUCAAAGAUUAAUGUUUCAAAAAGAAAUGACUAAGGAAGGAAAAGAAACAAAUGCUCUAAAGAUUUUCUCUCCCCAAGCACUUUUACUGGUGAAAUAAAAACCAGUAACAAUCAAUAUCAGAAAUAGUUAAAAUGUCUAUAAACAUGUAAAGUUACUUAGCAAACUCAUGCUAUAUAAAAAUGGCCCACUUCCCUAAAAAAAAGUAAUUUUUGUAGUCUGCAAGGUUUUUUUUUUUUUUUUGCUUUAGUCUAAAUACUUGUUAAUCUUACAUGUUCUCCUGAGAGAAGAAAAAGCCAUUCCUUUCAGGUUGUAAAGUACCAUGAAAAGGUCUUUCAAAAAUAUUCCUAUCAGCCAGGCACGGCGGCUCACACCAGUAAUCUCAGCACUUUGGGAGGCCGAGGCAGGCGGGUCACUUGAGGUCAGGAGUUCGAGACCAGCCUGGCCAACAUGGUGAAACCCCCUCUCUACUAAAAAUACAAAAAUUAGCUGGGCGUGGUGGUGCAUGCCUGUAAUCCCAGCUACUUGGGAGGCUAAGGUAGGAGAAUUACUUGAACCUGGGAGAUGGAGGUUGCAGUGAGCCAAGAUCAUGCCACUGCAUUCCAACCUGGGCGAGGGAGUGAGAUGCUGUCUCAAAAAAUAAAUAAAUAAAUAAAUAAAUAAAUAAAUAAAUAAAUAACAAAAAUUUCCUAUCUUCUGAAGUUCCAAGCCAAAGCUAUUUUUAAAACAUCAAUAAAAAAAUUUAAGUUACUUACUUGCAUUAUCUUUGUUAGCCAUGGCAUUCAUGCCAGUGUUAUCAAACUUGGAUCCCAUAUUUUCAUCCAAUAGAUGGCCAAACUUAAACAAAAAAGAUAAAUUUAUUAGAAAACUAAAAAUAAUGUAGAAUAGCUAGCUUGUUAAAACAGUACAUUAGCCUUACCUCUUCAGCAGAUACAAAUAGGCUGGAAUCAUUUAAGUUUCUUUUCUUUUUUCUUGGCCCUAAAAAAAAUUGUAAGUCUACAUUAUUCAAUUAUAAAUCUAAUGAUUUUAGAAAAAUGCAAUGCAACAUGAUUUUAUUUUAAAAAUUAUACUUGGGUAAAAACAAUUGCAAUAAUCUUCUAGCACCAUUGGGUAGCUGGCAUUUAAAUAUAAUUUAAGAGUUAGUAUAUAAUAUUUUCAAAAAGCUAACAACAUCCUAAUAGAACUGUUCAGAUGACAAGAGUGUCUUCUUGCUUUUCAGAUUUGGCCACUGAUCGAAGUUUUACCCAUAAGGGAAAUAACAUAGUAUCAAGCAAUAGUAAAAUUAUCAGUUUGACAUGGAUGGGUUUUGAAAUACUUAAAACAUAAAAUUUAGUUCAGGGGUCUUUAGAUUGUAAAGAAAUUGACUGAAAGUAUGUUUAUUAUGCUAUAAAUGAAGUUCUGUUUAUAACACCGAAAGAGGUUCUCCUUUAAAAAAAAACUUAUCUGUAGUACUGAAUAUAUAAACUUUUCCUGAAACAAUUAUUCAAACUCUGCAUCUUUGAUAUCAAUGUCUCUAGCAGUAGUAGAGCCAUAUUUUAAAAAGAGCUUUACUAAAUACAGAUCAUAACAUUCAGCUGUUUUAAGUGUAUUAAUGCAUUUUGGUAAAUUUACAGACUUGUUCAACCACAACCACAGUCUGAUUUUAGAACAUUUCCAUCAACUUCAAAGAUCCCUGGUGCCAUUUGUAGUCCUCCAACCCAUCUCUGAUCUAUCUUGUUUCUAUGACUUGCCUUUUCUGGCUAUUUCAUAUAAAUGGGAUCAUAUGACAUGUGGUUUCCUAUAUCUGACUUUUUUCAUUUAGCAUAACGUUUUUGAGGCUCAUCCAUGUUGUAGUACUCCAUGCCAUGUUGUGGGCUACAUAAUAUUCCAUUGUAUGGAUAUACCACAUUUUGCUUAUCAGUUAAUGGACAUUUAGGUUGUGUCUGCUUUUUGGCAUUAAUAGUGUUGCUGUGAACAAUCAUGUACAAGUCUUUGUAUCAGAGCCACUUUUGAUAAAAUAGUUUCUAAAACAUUUCAUCUUGAUUUUUAUUAAGGUGAUAUGUAUGUUACUUAACAGCUGUAUAAUACACAUUUGCAUGCAUUAGGAAGUUUUUUUUUUUUGGGUUUUAUUCAUCCUGUAGUGAUGUAUCUGUGACCUCAACGAGCAGGCACUUCUGUACUGUACUGGUUUCUUAAAGUUUCUUUUAUCCCGCCCCACCCCCAACCUCAGCCUCAAGUAUGUAACACCAUGCCUGGCUAAUUUUUGAUUUUUUUUUUUUUUUUUUUUUUUUGAGACAGAGUCUCGCUUUGUCACCAGGCUGGAGUACAGGGGCGUGAUCUCGGCUCACUGUAACCUCUGCCUUCUGGGUUCAAGCGAUUCUCCUGCCUCAGCCUCCCAAGUAGCUGGGCCUACAAGUGCGUGCCACCACGCCAAGCUAAUUUUUUGUAUUUUUAGUAGAGAUGGGGUUUCAUCAUGUUGGCCAGGAUGGUCUUGAUCUCUUGACCUUGUGAUCUACCUGCCCUGGCCUCCCAAAGUGCUGGGAUUACAGGCGUGAGCCACUGCGCCCAGCCAUUUUUGAUUUUUUGUAGAGAUGGGGUCUCAUUGUGUUGCCCAGGCUGAUUAAAGUUUCUAUAAGGUAUGUUUAUUCUUAAGGAUAUCUACUCUAACACCUGUAAAUGUAGGGUGAUCAAUUAGUAAAUUAAUAAAUCUGAAUCAAUUAAUAAAUCUGUUUAAAAUUC
Messenger RNA from Pan troglodytes (chimpanzee), 3298 nucleotides. RefSeq names its product CEBPZ opposite strand (gene CEBPZOS). The record is from RefSeq and is a predicted model, not a curated record. The transcript is spliced from 5 exons. NCBI's taxonomy places the organism in Eukaryota, Metazoa, Chordata, Mammalia, Primates, Hominidae. The coding region runs from base 130 to 372 and encodes 80 amino acids.